GCCCCUGGGCCGGCCCUGCACCUCGCAAACUCUGCUGCCCUCCUCCCGCCCGGGCAAGGCCCGGGGGCCCUGGGCAGCCUCCAGGUGCAGCGGCCUCCCACGGGCUGCUCCCUUCCCGCUGCCCUGGGGCAUGUCUCUACUCACCAAUUAUGAGGGGCUUCGGCAUCAGAUCGAGAGGCUGGUGAGGGAAAAUGAGGAACUGAAGAAGCUGGUGCGGCUCAUUCGGGAGAAUCACGAGCUCAAGUCGGCAAUCAAGACGCAGGCGGGCGGCCUGGCCAUCAGCGGCUUCAGCAGCGGGCUUGGCGAGGUGGCAGCCGGCCCUCCUCCACACCAGGGUAACUGUGUCUUCCUGCCCCCGGCCCCAGCGGCAGCAAAUGAACCUGUCCUGGAAGAAGUGGGGAUUGUGGCACUGGCACCCCUGGCCGACAUGCUCAACAGCCCGCAGCCCAGCCCCGCGGCAGCCCCCAUCGUGAGCCCCCUGACAGGCCCUCUCAACGUGCUGCUGCCCUGCCCGGGGCCCGUCUCACAGAGCAGCCCACUCACCAACCUCCUGACUGGCCCCCUGAGCAGCCACCUGGCCAGCCCCGUGGCAGUGUCCCCGGCAGGCACACUGGCCAGCUCCCUGGGCCUGCCCUCCACCGGCCCCCUGACUCCCAGCAGCCCCCUGGCGGGCCCCACAGCUGCGUCUCUGAGCAGCCCCCUGCUGACCUCCACGGCUGCCCCUCCAGGUGUCUCUCAGAACCUUCUGGCCAACCCCAUGAGCAAUCUGGUGCUGUCGGAGCCCCCCAGGGUGCGGCUGGCAGAACCGCUCCAAGGAUGCCCCUCUGGACCCCAUCCCUCAGCUGCCGGGGGACCUGCUGCCACCAGCAAAGUCCCACAGUCCACUGAGCAACCCCAGCCAGCCCAGGAGCAGGAGCCCCUCAGCAUGACGUUUGUGGGCACACCCAUCCAGACCUCCACCCCUGUUGGUGCCCCGGGCACACCCGGCCCCGUAACAGCCUUCUCCUACGGCGCCUCAGACGCCCGGACCCAGCCUGGUGGCCCCCAGGGACCAGCGGUUCCUGCCUCUGUCCCCGCCUCCACUGCCUCCCCCAGCAUCGCAAUCCCCGCCCCUGCCCCCACUCCUGCCCCCCCAGCUGCCGCCAGCUACACUUCCUCAAGCACCCCCCACCUCUCCGCCCGGGCGCACCACUCCCCCAGCCGGCCCUCAGCCACCCCCCACUCCCCUCCACACAACCCCCACUCCCCACCUCGAACCUCGUCCUCCCCGGCCUCGGUCAGCGACACCCGAGGUCCGCGCCCAGAACCGUCUCGGAAGAGCAUCCUAGAGCUGGAGCGGAAGCUGGCCCAUCGGAAGAGCAGCAAGUUCCCUGACGGCCCCCGAGAGGCGAAGCACCUGGCCUGGGAGAGGCUGGUGGGGGAGAUCGCCUUCCAGCUGGACCGCAGGAUCCUGUCCGGGAUCUUCCCCGAGCGCGUGAGGCUCUACGGCUUCACCGUCUCCAACAUCCCGGAGAAGAUCAUCCAGGCCUCCCUGAACCCCAGUGACCACAAGCUGGAUGAGGAGCUGUGCCAGACACUCACACAGCGCUACGUCAGCAUCAUGAACCGCCUGCAGAGCCUGGGCUACAACGGGCGGGUGCACCCUGCACUGACCGAGCAGCUGGUGAACGCCUACGGCAUCCUGCGGGAGCGCCCUGAGCUGGCUGCGUCCGAGGGCGGCUCCUACACCGUGGAUUUCCUGCAGCGCGUGCUGGUGGAGACCGUGCACCCCAGCAUGCUGACCGACGCGAUGCUGCUGCUCUCCUGCCUCAGCCAGCUGGCACAUGACGAUGGCAAGCCCAUGUUCAUCUGGUGAUGCCGACACCCACAAGCCCCGACUCUCAGCCUGCCCCUCCGUGCACAGCCAUUAAAAUCCCCUCAGGGGGUUAAAAUCCAGCCACAGGAGACUCCUGGGGGAUGUUGCCUCCUCUGGGUGACUUGCCAGUG
Messenger RNA from Phacochoerus africanus (Common warthog), 1986 nucleotides. It is a transcript of the gene SPATC1, whose product is annotated as spermatogenesis and centriole associated 1. The transcript has 5 exons. The record is from RefSeq and is a predicted model, not a curated record. Lineage: Eukaryota; Metazoa; Chordata; Mammalia; Artiodactyla; Suidae. Bases 131 to 1855 code for a protein of 574 amino acids.